Molecule: messenger RNA, 626 nt
Organism: Drosophila bipectinata
Lineage: Eukaryota; Metazoa; Arthropoda; Insecta; Diptera; Drosophilidae
Source: RefSeq, a predicted model, not a curated record
GCAAUUUUUUUGAAAGCCAUUAAAACAGAGUCCAUCAGCCCCUCAAGAUGUACAAAGUUGCCUGCUUGGUUCUAGCCCUGUUCGCAGUGGUCUACGCUAUUCCCUCCACUCCUGACACUGAGCAAGUGUGGGUCGCCGGAAACCUGUCCUACGUGAUUCCUAGCAAUGCCCUUGUUGGAGGCUACGAUCCUAACGGAUACAACACCUACGUGGGCCGUGUGAAGGCUGGAAAUGAUAUCCUUCCCGCCCGCAUCGUUGUGGAAACCGGAAUUGCCUACUACAACACAGAGACCGCCUCCGGAAAACUCUUGAUCUACGAUUUCCUGGUGGCCGAGAGAAAUGUGAACUAUGUUUGGCAGAGGAGCUACGAUGGAUUCUAUGAGAAGAAUUCUGUAGCCGCUGGCACUACGGUCAAAAACGAGAGGGUGUACUUCUGCCGAUCCAAGGCCGAUGGAGGAUUACUGAUCGGAACUCUCCUUCUGCCCCAGAAGGUGUGCAUCAUCAAGCACGAGAGCCUGUCCUUGCGCAAGCUCGACAAAUAUGAAGUCCUGGUGGCCCAGCCCAAGGUCAAUGGAACUGUUUAUUAAACAGUCCGAUAUAAGAUUUAAAAAAAAUAAUAAAUAAAA